GGAAGCCAAAGGUUGAAUAUUGUCGAUGAAAUAUAUCUUCCACAUGAGGUUGCAGAAAAGACGAUGCGCGACCAUUUUCCUACUAUUGUGGAAGGUCGGCGUUUUAUGCGUGUGAAAGGCGAGAGGACAGAAAAUAAUAUACGAGAGACAGUAGUAGACGCAGGCGAAGCUGUACAUGCAGACGGGCGGACAGAAGAUAAAAGAGCGACAGCAGAUAGGGGUGGCCACUGGGCUGUAGAUGGGGGCGAGACGGUAGAGGAGGUAGACUACGACGGCCAUGGCGUGCUUUGCGGUUCCCGCAUUCACACUAAGCCAGUGCGCCACACGCAGAUGGAAAAUUUCAUGCGACUCAUAGCGACUUUGCGGCAGUGCCCAGACCAGCCAAAAGUUCGCGAUUUCUUUCAACUAACUCAGAUGACUGCCGCUCUCAUGUUCCUUCUCUAACGCAGCCUCGUCCUACUGGGGCUGUGUAGGAGCUCUGAAACAUACUUAUAGAUACGAGCACGUUUGUUAAUAUGAUAUGGCUUUCGAGAACUAGGGAGGUGGGGGAUCUUUUCAGAAUUAUUGUUGACCCAUCAUGUCUCUACUUCCCAUGCCAACUUUUUCAGUGAUGUACUUUUUUUUCAACUUUUAUCAUGAGAAUGCUAUCAGCUAUCUCUUCGACAAAAAGUACUAGAAGACGACAUCGUAUUAGAUGCAGCUGAAUAAUUCUAAGAGGUCCAUGAAAAUAUGGUGGCACUGAAAUAAUAGAUCAGAAUAGAACUACGAAUGUACUAGUUCUCUGUCAUGGUGUGGGUCUGCUUAAUCACGUGGCGGGGACAUCAUCCGAAGAAAAAGUUUAGGCUCGCUCUGUUAUAAGUGUACAAUCAGGCUGGUUCGGCUCCACCUCCGCUUCCCCGUUGGUUUAAAUCUAUCGAUGAUGUAAAAGUAGACUUUCUGAGUACAUCACAUUACGGUACUAGAAACAAAGACAAUAGCGCAUCGGAUAAUGUCCUAGUAAGUGGUAUGGCUAGACAUCAAGAUAACAAAGCUGUACAUGUAGCGAUUAACGUGUUACCCAGAGAUCUCUUUUGUUGGCGGAACUGACACAAGGCCUUGCAGAGGGCUUGUCUAGAAACUAACAUAAAACAAGCGUGGUGGUAUGAUGAAUACAGUGGUUUUGCUCAUGUGAGUAUUUCUUCCUUUAUAGGCUUUGCACUCUAGUAAGAGACAGUGAAACGUCUACGUCACGAAAACUCCACUGCGUUCCCUGGAAGUAUCAAAGUUGUACAUUUCUGUAAAAAAAACACUGGGAGGCGAACUAACUUAAAAAACUCGGAACUGAGUAAAGACUUUGAAAAGUAGUAUCACGCAGUCAGGAGGUUCCCUGGUUCCCUAC
Messenger RNA from Amoebophrya sp. A25, 1378 nucleotides. NCBI's taxonomy places the organism in Eukaryota, Dinophyceae, Syndiniales, Amoebophryaceae. The record is from the annotation of a GenBank genome assembly.